GUUCAUAUCAUACUAGUCAAAGAAAUAUUGAACCUGAAUUAAUGAAAAUCAUUUGUCAAAAUAUGCAUCUUAAUGAAAUAGUAUCUCAUUACAAGGAUGAUCCAAAAUUAGCAGAGUUCUUAGCAUUGUUACAAAAACAUACACUAACGGCAAUGUCAGAUGAUAUGCAUGCUCACUAUCUUCAGCAAUUUAUUAAAUUUAGAGAAAUAAUUGAACAAAAAGUCGCUU
This is a messenger RNA of Racocetra persica, 228 nucleotides long. The record is from the annotation of a GenBank genome assembly. NCBI's taxonomy places the organism in Eukaryota, Fungi, Glomeromycota, Glomeromycetes, Diversisporales, Gigasporaceae.